AUGGCAACGCCAUCCUCCUCCCCCUUCGACUGCUUCGCCGUCGGCCCGCCCACCGACCCGAACGCGCCGCCGCCCCCUCCACCCGACCCAUCCAUGCUGCAGCUGCCCCCACCCCUCGAAGGCUGGUAUGUGACCUGGGAGGAAGCCUUCGGGAAAUCCCAGGCCUUCGCCGAGUCCCACGGCUACCGGCUGGUGAAGAAGCGCUCCAGCAAGGGGGAGACCGGGGGCAACCAGCUCAAGGCGCUGUACCUGAUCUGCGACCGGGGCAUCUUCAAGCCCUCCGUCGCGAAAAUCCGCAAGCGGCCCACCCGCAAACGCAUCGGGUGCCCGUUCGACAUGUCCAUCCUGUGGAAUUCGCGCCAGGGCCUGUACCAGGUGCGCGUGCGCAAUCCGUUGCAUAACCACGGGCCCCGCGAGAAGACGCCGCCGCCGCGGGAGCCGUCGCCCGGGUCGAAUCUGCCGUUUUUGAGCGACGAGUUGCCGCCGCGAUUGGGGGAGGAGGAUGAGGGGGAUGAGGGGGAGGGGGAUCGGGAGGGAGGGGAGAAUACGCCUUCGGCGGAGUCGGAGGCUCAGCAGCAGCAGCAGCAGCAGGCGAGCAAGCCGGCGGUGAAGAGGAUCAAGAUUCGCGGGCUGCGGGAUGUCGCCGUCAAGGCUUAUUGUGAGUGGCAGGAGUCGUAUGUGCAGUCUCCUCUGCUCAAGGCGGAGUUUCGUAAGGCACGCGACGUGGCGUUGGAGAAUGGGCUGGAUCUCGAGCAGAUGCACUUGGACCAGGAUUGGGAGUUUUUCGUCGAAAAUGGGGUCAAGAAGGGUAUUGCGAGGCGGUUCAUUGAGGAUAUCGGGGAAUGGGCCAGGUUGUUUGAGGAGCUGUCGGGGAAUUGA
Messenger RNA from Aspergillus fijiensis CBS 313.89, 879 nucleotides. RefSeq lists its product as uncharacterized. The transcript has a single exon. Lineage: Eukaryota; Fungi; Ascomycota; Eurotiomycetes; Eurotiales; Aspergillaceae. The coding region runs from base 1 to 879 and encodes 292 amino acids. The record is from RefSeq and is a predicted model, not a curated record.